This is a messenger RNA of Lemur catta (Ring-tailed lemur), 4491 nucleotides long. Its product is annotated as ATP-dependent RNA helicase DDX3X. The coding region runs from base 120 to 2111 and encodes 663 amino acids. Gene Ontology annotation, biological process: gamete generation; cell differentiation. Gene Ontology annotation, molecular function: ATP binding; RNA helicase activity; RNA binding. Lineage: Eukaryota; Metazoa; Chordata; Mammalia; Primates; Lemuridae. The record is from RefSeq and is a predicted model, not a curated record. Gene Ontology annotation, cellular component: P granule; nucleus. The transcript has 17 exons.
UACGUCAUAACCGCCGCCAAGCUGCGUGCUUCAGAGCUGCAGUUCCCUCGUGAGAAGUCCGGUAAUCGGACUAACUAGACUUGCACUGGGAAACUACGAGCUGUCAGUUCUCUUCAGGGAUGAGUCAUGUGGCGGUGGGAAAUGCAGCUGGACUGGACCAGCAGUUUGCUGGUCUAGACCUGAACUCUUCUGAUAAUAAUGAAAGUGCAGGAGGAAGUACAGCAAGCAAAGGGCGCUAUAUACCUCCUCACCUAAGAAACAGACAAGCAUCUAAAGGAUUCUGUGAUAAAGACAGUUCAGCUUGGAGUUGUAGUAAAGAUAAGGAUGCAUAUAGCAGUUUUGGGUCCCGUGAUUCAAGAGGAAAGCCCGGUUAUUUCAGUGAUCGUGGAAGUGGAUCAAGGGGAAGAUUUGAUGAUCGAGGACGGAGUGACUAUGAGGGUACUGGCAUUCGUGGUGACAGAACUGGCUUUGGCAAAUUUGAACGGAGUGGGCAUAGUCGUUGGUGCGACAAAUUAGAUGAAGAGGAUUGGUCAAAACCACUUCCACCAAGUGAACGCUUGGAGCAGGAACUUUUUUCUGGAGGAAACACUGGGAUUAACUUUGAGAAAUAUGAUGAUAUUCCAGUAGAGGCAACAGGCAAUAACUGUCCUCCACAUAUCGAAAAUUUCAGCGAUGUUGAGAUGGGAGAAAUUAUCAUGGGGAACAUUGAGCUUACUCGUUAUACUCGUCCUACUCCAGUGCAAAAACAUGCUAUUCCCAUUAUUAAAGAAAAAAGAGACUUAAUGGCUUGUGCCCAAACAGGGUCUGGGAAAACUGCUGCAUUUCUUUUGCCCAUCUUAAGUCAAAUAUAUGCAGAUGGUCCAGGUGAAGCUUUGAAGGCCGUGAAGGAAAAUGGAAGAUACGGGCGCCGCAAACAAUUCCCAAUCUCUUUGGUUUUAGCCCCAACAAGAGAAUUGGCUGUGCAGAUCUAUGAGGAAGCCAGAAAGUUUUCAUACCGGUCUAGAGUUCGUCCUUGUGUAGUUUAUGGUGGUGCUGAUAUUGGUCAGCAGAUUCGGGACUUAGAACGUGGAUGCCACUUGUUAGUAGCCACUCCAGGACGUCUGGUGGAUAUGAUGGAAAGAGGAAAGAUUGGAUUAGACUUUUGCAAAUACCUAGUGUUGGAUGAAGCUGAUAGGAUGCUGGAUAUGGGAUUUGAACCUCAGAUACGUCGUAUAGUUGAACAAGAUACUAUGCCACGGAAGGGUGUUCGUCACACCAUGAUGUUUAGUGCUACUUUUCCUAAGGAAAUACAGAUGCUUGCUCGUGACUUCUUGGAUGAAUAUAUCUUUUUGGCUGUGGGACGAGUAGGCUCUACUUCUGAGAACAUCACACAGAAAGUAGUUUGGGUGGAAGAGUCAGACAAACGGUCAUUUCUACUUGAUCUCUUAAAUGCAACAGGGAAGGAUUCAUUAACUUUAGUGUUUGUGGAGACCAAAAAGGGUGCAGAUUCUCUGGAGGAUUUCUUGUACCACGAAGGAUAUGCUUGUACCAGUAUUCAUGGCGACCGAUCACAGAGAGAUCGAGAGGAGGCCCUUCACCAGUUCCGCUCGGGGAGGAGCCCAAUUCUAGUGGCUACAGCUGUGGCAGCGAGAGGACUAGAUAUUUCAAAUGUGAAACAUGUUAUCAAUUUUGAUUUGCCAAGUGACAUUGAAGAAUAUGUACAUCGUAUUGGCCGUACAGGACGUGUGGGGAACCUUGGCCUUGCCACCUCAUUCUUUAAUGAAAGGAACAUAAAUAUUACAAAGGAUUUGUUGGAUCUUCUUGUUGAAGCUAAACAAGAAGUGCCGUCUUGGUUGGAAAAUAUGGCUUAUGAACACCAUUACAAGGGUAGCAGUCGUGGACGUUCUAAGAGUAGUAGAUUCAGUGGAGGAUUUGGUGCCAGAGACUAUCGACAAACCGGUGGUUCCAGCAGUUCUGGCUUUAGUAGUAGUCGUGCAAGCAGCAGCCGCAGUGGUGGAGGAGGUCAUGGCAGCAGCCGAGGAUUUGGUGGAGGUGGCUAUGGAGGCUUCUACAAUAGUGACGGAUAUGGAGGAAAUUAUAACUCCCAGGGGGUUGACUGGUGGGGCAACUGAAUCUGCUUUGCAGCAAAGUCACCCAUUCAAACAAGAUAAUAUGGAAACCACAUGUAACUUAGCCAGACUAUAUUGUGUAGCUUCAAAAACUUAGUACAUUGCCAGCUGUGAUUCUCCUGAAAAUUCAAGGUAGCUCAAAGUCACAAGAAGAAAUGAAAGGAACACUCAGCAGCCCUAUCCAGAAGUUGGUUUGAAGACUUAAUUGCUGUAGUUUGGAUUUAACUCUCCCCUACUGCUUAUUCCCACCCCAAACUGCAUUUAUAAUUUUGUGACUGAGGAUCAUUUGUUUGUUAAUGUACUGUGACUUAACUUUAGACAACUUAUUAUUUUGAUGUCCUGUUGGCUCAGUAAUGCUCAAGAUACCAAUUGUUUUGACAAAAUAAAUUUACUGAACUUGGGCUAAAAUCAAACCUUGGCACACGGGUGUGAUACAACUUAACAGGAAUCAUCAAUUCAUCCGUAAAUAUGAUAAGGAAGAAACUUAGUGGCCCUCAUUAGGACUUCUUGAUACUUGCAGACUAGGGGGAAGACGUCUUAAAGCAUAAUUUCUAACGUGGCAAAGUGCACUAAAUUAAAGUUCUGACUUGCUCACUCUCUCCUGGAUAGGCACUUAGAACCUUGUACUCUUUCUUAGCCAUUCCAGUCAUGAUGAGGAGGGUGGGAUUUGUGAAUACUGGUCACAUUUUUGAAAGCACUCUCUGAAGUUUGCAAGUAAAUACAGCAGUUUCUCAUUUAAUAUUUAGGCAGUUUAUUCUAAGCUAGGCAAAUGUGGGCAUAUUGUUACAGGAAAAGUUUAAAAAUACCACUUAAGUGUUUGGGGGAGGUUUCAUUUGAUUAGAAUUUUUAAUGCCUGCCGUAAAUAAAAUUGCAGUGUUAGAGUGGCUGACCAUGGCAGCGACCAGUCCUCAUAGGCCUGGUUGGAUUCUGGUCUUUAAUGCAUGCUAGUGUUGAUGUUUUUUGGUCAAGAGGUUAUGAACAGAACAGGAUUAUACAGCAGGCUUUAUUUUAAUGCAGAUUCACAUUGCUCUGUUAAAGCUGCGUUGAAAUGUUAAAAUGGCUUACACUUGUAGACUUUGUAAAUCUAAGAAUAACAAAAUAUAAUUCCUUGAGAUCACACAGGUUGGAAAUCAGUACUAAACUGCCAAACACACCAGUUCUAUAUGGUGCAGUUUUAAUGUAUUUUAGUUGCAUAGGUUUCCAUUGUAAUUAUAGUCUGUUUAUGCUGAAUUUGGCCAAAGAUGAUUGUCCACCACUAAAAAUGCCUCUGCUACUUGGAAUUCUGUGCCAAUUUUGGGGCCAGACUGCAGUGAUCUUUUAAAAACAAAUUUUCACAGUGGCAUAAGAAGUUGGCAAAAAUUUCUUAAAGUGCAAUAGAUUUUCAAGUGUAUUGUGCCUUGUUCUAAAACCUUAUUAAAGUAGGUGCACUUGACAGUAUUGAGGUCAUUUGUUAUGGUGCUAUUUCAAUUAGUAUAGGUUUAAACUCUUGUACAUUUUGCCCAUAACUUUUUACAAAUACUUAUUUUCUUGCACAUUCAGAGUUUUAUAUAUAUGUCUUGUGUGACUGUCCUCAGACUUCCAAUCUUAUUUUUUUCUCUUGGAGAUUGUUGAACGCAGCUUGUUAAGAACUAUAUUCUAAAAUUUUAUUUGGGACCACAGAAUGAUAGUUGAGAAGAAAACUAUUUGCACAUGACAGAUUUUAGAUACUUUUUGCUGCUAGUUUGUGUAAUAUUUAUUAAACAUUUUGACAAAUAUUUAUUUUUGUAAGCCUAAAAUUGAUUCUUUGAAAGUUUAAAGAAACUUGACCAAAAGACAGUACAAAAAACACUGGCAUUUGAAUGUUGAAUGUCACCACAUAUGAAAUAAUAUAUUUCGGGGUAGUGUGAGCUUUUAAUGUUAAGUCUUAUUAAACUUGAGUCAAAUUAAGCAGACCCGGCAUUGGCAGUGUAGCUAUUAUUUUCGGACAGAAUUUAAGACAGAACUGGCAACUUGAAAUUAAAACACGCCAAGGUUUUGAUACAAUUGUCUUUAAGAUAUUAAUGACGCACUUCUAAACAUUGAUAUGAAGUGUCCACAUUCUCAAAGGUUGUUUUGUUCGGUUCUGUGUUUUUGUUUGGUUUGGUUUGGUUUUCAGUGAUUGUCUGGCAUAUUUGUAAUCCUCAAACAUGUGGUUAUCUUUGUGUAUUGCCAUGAUCAGUGACUUUUACAUUCAGUUUCAUCAACCAGCAAUAUUUUCAGUAUGAGUGGAUUUAACUUGCUGAAUGUAAACAUUGAACCUCAAGUCACUGUAAGUUUAGUAAUUGCUUAUUGUAUUAGUUCUAGAUGUUAGCACUGCAUGUGCUGUGUUUAUUCUGAUUUUACUAAAAUAAAAAGUUGAACACAA